ACAACGAUUGUGUUUGUUUUAUUCGUAUUCUCAGCCAAGAAAACGUAUCACAUCGAAAUAAAUUCUCAAUUUUCGCUAAAAUAGCUCUUUAUUCAUAUUAAAUACAUAAAUGCCGAAAGUACGCCGCAGCCGUAAGCAGCCUCCGGAGGGCUGGGAAUUGAUAGAACCUACCUUAGAGGAGCUUGAGCAGAAAAUGCGCGAAGCCGAAACCGAACCUCACGAAGGCAAGCGUAUCACAGAAUCGCUGUGGCCCAUCUUCAAAAUUCACCAUCAAAAAUCCCGCUACAUAUACGAUUUGUUCUACCGGCGGAAGGCCAUCAGCCGUGAGUUGUACGAAUACUGUCUGAAGGAGAAGAUGGCUGACGGGAAUCUGAUUGCCAAGUGGAAGAAAUCUGGGUACGAAAAUCUGUGCUGCCUGCGAUGCAUCCAAACGAGGGAUACCAACUUUGGCACCAAUUGUAUCUGCCGAGUGCCCAAAUCAAAGCUAGAGGAAGGAAGAGUCGUGGAGUGUGUACACUGUGGCUGCCGAGGUUGUUCAGGUUAAGCGGGAAGAGGAAUGCGAGAAAUGGGUGACGAACUAUCUUUUUUUUAUUAUGAAACUGAGGAUGCAAAUUUAGGAGAAUAAAGUUUACGACCACAUUAGG
This is a messenger RNA of Toxorhynchites rutilus septentrionalis, 644 nucleotides long. It is a transcript of the gene l(1)10Bb, whose product is annotated as protein BUD31 homolog. Gene Ontology annotation, cellular component: spliceosomal complex; nucleus. The record is from RefSeq and is a predicted model, not a curated record. Gene Ontology annotation, biological process: mRNA splicing, via spliceosome. The coding region runs from base 110 to 544 and encodes 144 amino acids. Lineage: Eukaryota; Metazoa; Arthropoda; Insecta; Diptera; Culicidae. The transcript has 2 exons.